Messenger RNA from Darwinula stevensoni, 2649 nucleotides. NCBI's taxonomy places the organism in Eukaryota, Metazoa, Arthropoda, Ostracoda, Podocopida, Darwinulidae. The record is from the annotation of a GenBank genome assembly.
ACAUUUUUUAAUCACGAUUGAAGCAGAUUGGCUUCGGUGCAUGGCCUGACAGUCGUGCUUAAGUUGGGGAUUUUGCAUUAAGAGUGAGCAAGCGCAACGAAUAUGGAUGCAGGAUUUGAGAGCCUGCUUCAAGCUGCUAACCAAUUGACAGCUGAAGUGGAUUCCAUGCAUGGUGAACUUCCUCGAGUGGAACGGAACCUAAAGCAGAUCUUGGAGGCAGGGAAAGAUUUGUGGGCGCAUUCGGUGCAGGAAGGGAACCAAGACGUUCAGGCAUCCAUCUUGUUGGGAGCAAAAGGAUAUGACCUUCCCAAAGUAGCAUCCAAGUUAGAGGUCCUGAAAUCUGCAAAAACCUAUGAAACCAUCACACCUGCCAAGGACCUCGAUGUUGAAGCAUUCUUGAAGAAUGAAAUAGAAAAUGCCAUCCUGGCCCCAAUUGAAGAGCUAAGGGAAUCAAUGUAUAAAAGACUUGAAAAUGAAGUUUGGGAUUCAAUAUACACUGAAUGGGAGGAGCAGAAGCAGCGACUCCUUGCUGGUGUGAGAGGUGCUAAAGGGGGCCUUGAUGUAUCUCUUCAGCCACUGCGAAUCCCCGACCUGAGAAAGUGGGUGACGGGCCAAAGCAGUGGCACUUUGGGGAGUGAAGAGUCUGCUUAUGCUAAGGAAGUCUGUGACUAUGUGGAUGAGAUUCUGGCUAAAAGCUUAAAUGUCAGCCUCUUGAAUCAUCUCAUAGCUGGUGCCAAGACACUGAAGAAUAAGGCAUUGGAGGAUGUUUGGAGCAUGGUCAGUUUCCUUACUGAAGGUCCCUUGGGUGAAGGUGCUGAUAGAGGUAAUCCCAAUUAUCAUCGCACCUUUGUGCUCCAGGCUCGAAAAUUCCUGGAAGAAAGGUACUGGUCCCAUAUCCAGUUUGUGGUGGAGAGAAACUUGACAGUGACAUCUUUGGGUGGAGUUCCCAGUCAUUAUUCUCUGUUACUCAACUACAUGAAGGUGGCCUCCUUGGAUGUGACUGAAGGGCUUGAGGACAUUAGAGUGGAAGGGGUGUAUGCCUGGCCAUUCAUCUACAUUUGCCUCAGGGCUGGCCAUAUCCCUGUUGCCAUUGAAGUUGCCAACACAGCUGGGCCAGCUCUAUCAGAGCUAAAAAAUCUGCUGAUGGAGCUCCAGUCUAGGAAUGAUCAUGAGAUUUCCCCCUCAUCAGAGACCAUGGCUCAACUGCAAUAUCGCCGCUCCAUCCGCACUUCCACAGAUCCAUACAAGAAGGCAGUAUGGUGUUCCUUGGGUGCAUGUGACCCCAGUGAUGACCAUCGAGAGGUGACUGGAUCCCGAAUGGAGGAUAUCUUGUGGAUCAAACUCUGCCAAGUCAGACCCAACCAACAAUUGACAUUUCCAGCCUUACAAGACUUUGUUUACUCCAAGUUUGGGGAGGAGUGUCAUCAAGAAGUGGAGUCAGCUCUGACCUGCUUUGCGGCAUUUUUCCUCACUGGUCAGUUUGAGGCUGGUCUAAACCAUGUGUUUCACUCGCCUGGGCUCUCGACUCAUGCUGUCCACAUUGCUCUUGCUCUACAUGAGAUCAAACUCCUUCGUUUACCAUCUGACAUUCAACUUCCCCUAUAGCCUGGAGACACAGGAAUGAAUCGGCGACUCAACCUUGCACGCAUGUUGCUUAUCUACACAAAGCAAUUUGAAUUGUCACACCCAUAUGAAGCCCUGCACUAUCUCUUCCUACUGAGAAACAUGAAGAACUCACGAAGAGAAAACCUGUUUGUCAACUGUGCCACUGAGCUCAUCAGUGAAGCCCAGGACUAUGAGACCCUCAUUGGAAAACUGAGGAGUGAUGGCACACGAACCCCAGCUGUCAUUGACAAAUUCAAGGAUUAUCUGGGUGGGAUCUUGGAGAUGGUUGCCCGGACUGCUGAAGACAAGGGCUUCCUUGAGGAUGCUGUCAACCUCUACUUUCUUGCUCAGAAGGAAGACCGUGCCCUUGAGAUUCUGGUGACACUGUUAAGUCAAGUGGUCCACAGGCAAGAUGAGGAGGGUGGACCGCGUGAACGACUGUUAGGUCAGGCAAGAGAGGCAGAGCACCGUAUUGCCACACAUGGCUCCAAUGCCUCUGCCUCAAAUGUGUCCACCUUAAGGCUUCUUCUCCGCCUUUUUGACUUCUAUGACCUCUUUCACAGCCAACAGCACACGCGUGCCCUCGACACACUGAAAGCCUUGAAGUUGGUUGCAUUGCAACGUUCAGAAGUGGAAGAAUUUCGGCACACCUUUCGUGGAAUGAGGCAGGAGGUUUGUGGGCUUGUCCCUGAUGUCCUUCUAACCACUAUGAACCUCCUCCAUGCUCAGUACCUUGAAGCCAAACCAAGCCAGGACAAGAUGCCCAUGAAGCAGGUGGAUCGCACUCGACUAGAGGAGCUGAAAAGGCAAGCUCAAGUGGUUCUGGAGUUCACAGGAAGUCUUCCAUUCCACACACCACCAGAGAUCAUUUCUCGAAUGAUGCAUAUCAAGGGGCUUAUGCUCUGAUCUCAACUAGCUGACAUCAAAUACCAAGGUAAUGAAAACAACCACCUCAGAUUGAACACAUAUCUCAGGAUUUAUCAGAUCUGCAUGAAAAAUAAACUCUUAAGCCUAACUCAUGUAUGGCAUAAACAUGGCAGAAAG